AGGAAGGGGGACGACAAGGAAGCACGUUUGCAUUCGCACACGCGCUCGCUCACUCACUCACUCGGUCGGGCAGACAAAGAGGAGCAGCAUCCUGCAGGAGGACCGCACGCUCCCGGGGGAUGGGGCAUCAUACCCCUGCUUCGCGCUGGGGGGGCCGCAGGAGGCACAGGAGAGCCAUUCAGAAGAGUCGGGGGUCAAAGGUGAGACGAGCAGAGGGCACCAUGGAGAGCGAGCCCGGGGCCCACGCCGCCGCGGCCAACAGCGCCGCCGCGGCCUCCUCCAGCAGCACCACCGCCGCCGCUGCCAGCAGUAGCGGUACCUCCAGCAACGCUGCUGCUACUUCUACCACUUCCAGUGGUAGUAGCAUUAGCAACAGUAGCACCAGCAGUAGUACCACAGCAGGAAGACCGGCCGCGCCUCAGAUAUCCGUUUACAGCGGGAUGGCCGAUCGACAAACCGUGCAGGUGUUCCAGCAGGCGCUGCACAGGCCGAACACGGCGGCGCAGUACCUGCAGCAGAUGUACGCGGCUCAGCAGCAGCACCUGAUGUUGCAAACUCUCCAGCAGCAGCACAACCUCAGCGCGGCUCAGCUCCAGAGCCUGGCCACCGUGCAGCAGGCCAGUAUUGCGGCGGGCCGACAAAGCUCUUCACAGAACGGCACUUCCUCCCAGCAAACGGCAUCCACUCAGGCGACGAUCAACCUGACGACCUCCCCGGCUGCCGCUCAGCUGAUCAGCCGGGCCCAGAGCAUCAGCUCGACCCCCACCAGUAUUUCCCAGCAGGCCGUGCUGCUGGGCAGCCCAUCCAGCCCCACGUUCACCGCCAGCCAGGCGCAGAUGUACCUGCGCGCACAGAUGGCGCAGCAGAACAACCUGGUGCAGGUGGCCAGGAGUCUGGGCCGCGCUGUUCCUCUGUCCCAGCAGCUCAUCUUCACUCCAACAGCCACGGUGACGGCCGUUCAGUCCGAGAGCUCCACGCAGACCUCCUCACAGAAUCAGGUCCAGAACCUGGUGAUGCGCGGGCAGCAGGGGGCGACCUCGUCCUCCUCUCAGACUCAGACCCUGCAGGCUCUCAGUCUGAAGCAGAGCCCCGUCUCCAUCCAGCCCGCCUCGCUGAUCAAGAACCCCGGGCAAGCGCCGCCGCAGGCCUCCGCGGGAGGAAAGGCCGCCCCCUCCGACGGCUCGUUUGAAGCGGGCAGGAAGGGCGACGGCGCGGCGGUCACAGAAGCCCGAGCCAUAAACAUGAGCCGCAGCGUCACCGGCGCUCAGCCCCUCAUCGCUCCAGCAUACACGCACAUCCAGCCACACUCCCUGGUGCAGCAGCACAAGCAGCAGCAGCAGCAGCAGUUUGUGGUCCAUCAGAGUCCAGCCUCCCAGAGGGCCGCGGGCCAGCUGCUGCAGACCGCCUCCAUUCAACCAUCGCAGCACCCGGUGCCCGUCCUGCCCAAACCGGCUCCCCACCAGCCCGCCACGCCCAGCCAGCAGGCCACCAUCUUCCACUCCACCAUCAGCCCCCACGCCCUCCACUCCUCCCUCAACCACGCCAAGGCCCAGCCCGUCCAGCUCACCGCCAUCAACCUUCAGAUCCAUCCGACGCCCUCCCGACAGGCUCAGGACUGCAAAGAUAAGCCGACCUCGCUGGUGGUCCGGGAGACGUGUCCGGCCCCAGCGCCACCGCAGCCCCCGCCGCAACAGCAGCCCCCGCCGCAGCAGCAACCUGCGCCAUCGCCAUCGCAGCCCGCCAAACCGGCCGAGCAGCCCAAGGCCCCCCCGGCUGCACCAGCCGUUCGGCCACAAGCUGUAGGGGUCUCGACCAAGAGGCCGAGCGCCUCACCAGGGACGCCCCCCCGGGCCAUGACCUCGGGGAACGACAGCGAGGCGCCCGCCGUGACGGGCAGCGCGCCGCAGAACGGGGAGACCAAGCCGCCGCAGGCCAUCGUCAAGCCCCAGGUCCUCACGCACGUCAUCGAGGGCUUCGUCAUCCAGGAGGGGGCCGAGCCGUUCCCAGUGUGUGUGGAGCGUCUGCCCAUUCUCAUCGACAGCCCGAAGAAGCCGGACCACCAGCUGUCCUCGGACCCCGAAAGGACCCCCGCCAGCCACGCAGCCAACAGCGACUCCGAGCCCGAGGACAUGAACCCGCCAGAAAAAGAGCAAGAGCCCAAACUGACGUGUGAAUACUGCGGAUGGGUCGACUUCGCCUUCACGUUCAAGGGCUCUAAAAGAUUCUGCUCCAUGGUUUGUGCCAAGAGGUACAACGUCGGCUGCACGAAGCGCAUCGGCCUCUUCCGCCCGGAAAGGAGCAAAUCCACGAAUCGCUGGCGGCGAAGAUCUCCGGGUCGCUCCAGCGUGGUGGCGAAGAAGCAGAAGCUGCCCCCCUCCCCGCGGCAGGCUCAGGGCGGCUCCGUGUCCUCCCCGCAUCCCUCGCAGCCCAGCCAGGAGGAGUCCAGCCCGUGUUCGGACAUGUCGAGCUACGAGGAGCCGCCGUCGCCCAUGUCGGCGGCCAGCUCGGGGCCCCCGCCCCCCGCCCCGGCGGCGUCGGCUCAGGUCCCCGCCCACCGCCACCCGAGCAGGGCCUCGGACCAGGACGUCCGAGACGCACCUUCGCCCUGUCGGCGUUUCUUACCCAACGACCCCACCAGGUGGAACGUGGAGGAGGUCUCAGAGUUCAUCCGCUCGCUGCCAGGUUGUCAGGAGAUAGCGGACGAGUUCCGCUCUCAGGAGAUCGACGGACAGGCCCUGCUCCUGUUGAAGGAGGACCACCUGAUGAGCACCAUGAACAUUAAACUGGGACCGGCCCUCAAGAUCUUCGCACGCAUCAACCUGCUCAAGGACUCUUAGCAGUAACGAGCGCAUGUCACACAGAGAGAGAGAGAGAGAGAGAGAGAGAGAGAGAGCUUAGAAUAUUCCUCAUGAUCAUAUUGCGACUGUGGGGGUCACGGACUGACUGCACAACGACCUUCGCCUCCUCCCCACCGCUGGACUGGGUCCCUUCAACAAUGCGAGGGGUGUCGGCUUUGACUUUCGCUGCACUGAUGGCCGUUAUUAAUGAUAAUAUUAUUACUAUUAUUGUUAGUUGGUCUGUGUUUACAUGCACUCACAGGGAGUAAAAUUAGAAGCCACAGCGGAGCUUGUGCUGAUACUAACAUGCAACGCUGCAUCUUUAUGCCUGAUCUGGAUAAAGCACAAGGCACGGUAGCGCUAGAUAUAAAUGCAUUAGGGCUGUUAAUAAUGGGCCUCAAAUGACCUGUAUUCGCUUUUUAAGAAACGCAUAUAGGACCGCCAUAUGAAACUGUUUCGUAUCCAAACUGGUUGCAAGUUUUGAGCUGAUAUUUUAGUCAGUCGCGUGUGUUCUAUUUAUAUACUUAACCUACAUUUUCACCUUAAAGUGCACGCAGAACACACGGCAGUCAGACUGCUGUUGGAUCCGUCCGAGCUGAUGUGGACGUGGCUCACGUGGCGUCGUGAUCAGAUCACAGCCUCCCAUAAUGCAGCGGGGCAUCUCUUCACCCGAGACGUGGGUACUUAUCUCGCAUUGUAAGAUCUCAUCAUAAUCAGGGCACCACUUUGAUAACAAUGGCGCUUAUUCAUACCAGGUGUGGACGCUGAGGACGUUUGGUGCAGAUUAGUUUCUUAAUAACUGGUGUAAAUGAGAUUCUUGGAUUCGGGGAAAAGAAAUGAAACUAACUGCCAAACUGCCACAACGUUGUUACUGAGAGUGUGAAUUAGUUUUUCUACUAUUAGAGAUGUUAUUCUGUGCUUUUUUGUCCGUGUGAAUGAAAGCGAGCUGCUUCUCUCUUUGUUGCUGGGGGGCCGGGAGCAGAGAACCAACCCCUUUCAUUCUGCUUUACUCGGUAGGUGCGGCUUUGUCUUUUUCUCACAAUGACACUCGAAUGAAACCGUUUUUGGCAUCGAUUUCCUUUUUCGCGAGGAACUGUCCGAUUUCCCCCCCUCCGCCCCCCCCCGUGGAUUUAAAAUGGGCUUAAAAAUGAUUUUUGCUCCGCUUUUUCAAAACGCGACAUUGAUCUCCCGGACUCUGUCUCAUAGGAAGAGUCCGUUAUCUGAGCAACAAUCGGGGUGCUCUGCUCUCUUUUCACACAGCCGGACCUUUGGCACUUAUUUUCAUUUUAAUUUGCUUUAUUGGUAUGAGACACUCCGCCUGAAGUGAGAGCAGAAUGUGUGCAGCAGUGCAAACACGUUUGUGUACAAAGCAGCUCUUUGCGUUCUUUAAGUUAUGCUCUUUAUUUUUAAACAGAAAUUUAAUGGUGUUCCAAUUUUUGAAAUAUGCAAAUGUAUAAAUAUCAAUAUGGAGUUUUUAAUGUUUUUUUUUGUUCUUCGAAUUAAAUGUUUUAAUCUAUUUGUAUUUUGUGGCUGUGACAAAACGUCAUUUUUGUUUCAUAUUGCUUUGUCAAAUGCUUGUAUUUAUCGAAACAGUUUGUUACACAACAUUUUGCAAUUAAAAAUA
Molecule: messenger RNA, 4461 nt
Organism: Pungitius pungitius (ninespine stickleback)
Lineage: Eukaryota; Metazoa; Chordata; Actinopteri; Perciformes; Gasterosteidae
Gene: phc2b
Product: polyhomeotic homolog 2b (Drosophila)
Exons: 15
Coding region: 120-2837 (905 amino acids)
Biological process (GO): negative regulation of DNA-templated transcription
Cellular component (GO): PRC1 complex; nucleus
Molecular function (GO): zinc ion binding; chromatin binding; histone binding
Source: RefSeq, a predicted model, not a curated record